Sporothrix brasiliensis 5110 is the source of this 3417-nucleotide messenger RNA. Its product is annotated as clock protein. The record is from RefSeq and is a predicted model, not a curated record. Lineage: Eukaryota; Fungi; Ascomycota; Sordariomycetes; Ophiostomatales; Ophiostomataceae. Gene Ontology annotation, cellular component: nucleus; cytoplasm. The coding region runs from base 1 to 3417 and encodes 1138 amino acids. Gene Ontology annotation, biological process: regulation of DNA-templated transcription; circadian rhythm. The transcript has 2 exons.
AUGGACAACGGAAAGAAAACUCGAAGACGGCGAAUGGAAGCGCCAGGUUUCGACAUGACUGGUAACGGCAAACAAAACCCAAGCGAUCCACCUAUUCCUCACCCUCUCCGUCAAUCGUCCUCCGCAUCACAGAACAAUAACAGUGCACCACACACGCAACAACAGGCAGAGCGUGGAAACCCACGACGUGGCCCAUCUCGCAAUGAUGGAACGGCCGUGGCGAGUGCCGACAACUCGCACGAUGGAUCCCCAGCAGGACAGCAACGGUCCAAGAGUCCAAAUCGGAAAAGCGACGCUUCAGGCAACAGUGGUACAUCCAUGAUGACCGACGCAAAGAAGUGGUUUGACAACUCCAACAACAACCCAACCGCCACGUUUGAGGCCAGCCCUCCCGAUGGAUCCUAUUUUGGAAAGCGAGAAUCAUCAAGCGACGACGCGAACCCCGACCUUCCACUCAUGUCACCACAACUUGCACCCCCAUUCGUGUCUCCCGACGCCUCAUUUCUCCCGGCCACCCUCAUCCAUGCGACCACGCGGAGCAGCAGCUCGGAAGACUACCGGAGCGUUAUCGACGACCUGACCAUUGAAAACAAGCGUCUCAAGGAACAGCUCAAACGGUACCAGCAAAAUGCGAACCGGGAUGUGCUUGAAAACGAAAAGCUCUUCGAAAUUAAAAUGCAUGGCUUGCCGCGCCGUAAGAAGCAGGAGCUGGAGGCCACGCUUCGCGAUUUUGCUGCCGGUCUUGCCGACAGCACAUCCAACGACUCCUCAUCAAGGCUCCAUCGGGAAAAGUCUUCCUCCUCCAAAGACCACUCCCAGCAGGCGCACAAGCACCACCACCAUCACCACCACAACGGCUCAGCACUCUACUCAUUGAGUGGCUCGCGGUCCAAGAAUGCCUCGAACUCGUCAUCGCGCUCGCGGCCCGUCGACUCGGCCUAUGCCUCCAUGUCAAUGGGCGGCCAUUCGGCCGGCACGUCCUUGACCCGGCCUCCGUAUGGAGACGUCAAGGCUCGCACGUCGUCUGAGCAGAAGGUUGAGCGCUACCUCAAGGAUAUCCCGGAGGGCCUCUAUCCACAGUACAGCUUCAACGGCCUCGGUGACAAUGAGAAGAAGAAGCUGAUUGUGCGGCGUCUGGAGCAGCUCUUCACCGGUAAGAUUGGUGGCCGGUAUUCUCGCCAGGCUCGUUUCGCUGUGCCUGAGUCGGCCAACGUGCGAGGCACAACCUCCGUUGCGGCUGCUGCAGGCGACAGGUCCGCAAAAAGUGCCGACGCCCGGAAGAGCAGCAGUCGCAGUGGUACCAGUGGCGAUAGCGGCAGUGCCCCAGCCGUGAACAUGGUCUCAGAUGCCUCUAUGCCUGCUGUCUCUGGUACUGUUGCCGUAAAUGUACCGGUCUUGACGUCGCAUGACAGUUUGGAGCCUGUACGUGAAGCACGCAUCCAGUCUCGGAGCUCCGGCCACAAACAAUCCAAGUCCCAUGACAAUGGAUCGGCCUCCAACUCCCACUCCAAUGGUGAUGAAUCAGGCAACGGAAAUGGCAACGGCAGCGGCAGCGGCCACGGCAAUGUCCCUUCUCACAGUGCGACGUCCAGCGGCAAUGGCAACGGAAAGCACGUCGCAUCAUCCGUACCCGACCAGCGCCCAACACGACCCCUUGACCUGGACCCUGACAGAGUCCAAGUUCCCGCGGACAACAUGGAGUACAUCCGUCACCUCGGCCUGGUUCCGCCCGAAAUUGGCCCCCAGAGUGUGUCCAAGAAGAUUGACGUGUCUCCUGACGCCGACGGCUGGGUCUACCUGAAUCUGUUGGCCAACCUGGCGCAGCUGCAUAUUCUCAACGUGGCGCCCGAUUUCAUCCGGCAGGCUGUUGUUGAGAAGAGCACGAAAUUUCAGCUCUCGCCCGACGGACAAAAAGUUCGUUGGCGCGGUGGCAUGGACGGAACCAAGUUUAGCAGUGACAGCGGCAGCUCGGGUGACCGGUCGCAACAUAGCCAGUCUACUGACGCGGACGAUGGCUCUGACGAGACUGGCCAGCGGAAACGGGCCAAGACAUCUGAGAAUAACUCGGCAUCAGCACAGUCAAGCGGCAAAAAGCAGUCCAAGGCAGGUCUGCAAGACUCGAAUGCAUCGUCCAGCUUCCACUAUAAGCCCCUGUUCGUUCAUCAGAACUCCAGUCCGCUGUUGACCUCUGGGGAAGAAAUGUCGUCGCAAGAUUCCGACCUGCCCGAGGCCAUACGCAAGCAUGGCAGCCGUGUAGCGCAGAGCAACACGAAGAGCCGCAAUCGGCACGAUGCUAAGAGCAAAACAAAGGGCAGCAGCAUUUCCAACAGCAAUGGCAACAGCAAUACCAACAUGGACGCCUCCCGAUAUGACAACAGCCGCUCGGGGUCUUCCAAACCCGGCACAAAGCGGAAGACGGAUGGCGUCAUUGUGUACUACAGCGGUAUGCCAUUCUGCACUGAUCUUGCUGGAGAUAGUUCUGGCGAGGCGAGUCCCACGACCAACGAGACAUCGACUCUGCAAACGCAGGAUUCGAUGGACGAUGCCUUGCAAGGCCGGCCAACCGUGCACCGUUCCUCGUCAGGUUCCUACAUCCCUUUUCGCCCUCUAACGGACUACAUGAGCCUUUCGAUGGAGGAGUGGGCCGGUCUGGGCCUUUUGGGCAUUGGCACGGUGGGACGGAAUGAGCCUGCGGCGAGCGUCAACGACAACAUGAGCAGUUCGGACAGCUUUAUCAGCAACACAAGCAACCAGGAAGAAAGUAACGACGACCUCAUGGUGCUGGACUACAGUUCCGAAACCGACGCGACGUCGGUUGAUACAGAGGAGCCGCUCCUUGAAGCGUCCGGUAUCAACCGGGUGUUUCCGGAAGACCACUUUGCACUACGCGUUACGACAGAGCGGCCGUUUGACCCAAAAGGCUAUAUCAAUGCAUGCGAGGACGAAGAUGCCGGCGUUGACGACAGCGUCCAGAACAGCGAUUCCAACCCCAGAGACAGAGACUCGUUCUCAAUGGCCUCACUGGCGAACCGUGUUGCCUCCUUAAAGCAGCAGACUCCGCCAGUGUCGGCUGCAGUAGCAAUGAAGAAUAAGGCGCCAUCGGUGGUCAUCAAUUACGUAUCGGCAAUUUACCAAAAACGAGAGCCGGCCGAGCUGCCACGUCCUGCCAUGUUCUAUCCUCCAUUCAGCUCGACAUCUGAGUCUGAAGAGGAGGAGGACCUGCUGGACUCAGAAGGUGGCGAAGACGAGGACGAGAGCUUGCUGGCGUCGUCAUCUGUCAUUUCACGACGUGCCAACCCGCACUACUCAGUCAACAACGCAUCGCUCGCUUCCCACGCCAUGAUGUCGUCGGGCGAAGAUGGCGAUGUGGAGGCUGACGGGUCUCGAGAGACCAUGGAGCUAGAAGACAGCAUCUGA